This is a messenger RNA of Musa acuminata AAA Group (dessert banana), 1014 nucleotides long. RefSeq lists its product as uncharacterized. The record is from RefSeq and is a predicted model, not a curated record. NCBI's taxonomy places the organism in Eukaryota, Viridiplantae, Streptophyta, Magnoliopsida, Zingiberales, Musaceae. Bases 1 to 1014 code for a protein of 337 amino acids. The transcript has a single exon.
AUGAAGAAGAUACUCCGUUCCAGUAGUCGUGCCGAGAAACCCCCGGCCGAGAUGAGCACGACCGGCGGUUCCACCGAUGACAGCUCCGAGUCUCCGGCUUCCACCCCCUGCGACGUCGACGACCACAACGAUUCCUCCUGUUCGAGUUUACCCCAGACCGUCUCCUUCUUCGCCCACCCGCAGCAUGAUCUGACGUUAGUCUCCAAGGUCGACGAAGUGAAGGGAUCAGAGGGCGAGUGCAAGCUUUGCUUCGAGAAGCUGGAUGCCACGUUCUACCACUGCAAGGCGUGCCUGCUUAGCUACCAUCCGAUGUGCGCGCAGCUGUCGCCCACGCUGACUGAGUCAGCGUCGCACCCGGAGCAUGAGCUGGCGCUGGUCCCGCAUCUCCCCGGCGUUUGCCUCGAGUGCAAGGAGAGCAUCAAGUUAUGGCGCUACCGGUGCGCGCCAUGCGGAGUGGACCUCCACCCGCAGUGUGCCUUACCCGGUUUACCUCUCACCGUCUCCUUCUUCGGCCACCCGCAGCAUGAUCUGAAGUUAUCCUCGAGAGCUGAUGAAGCGCAGGGAUCAGAGGGCAAAUGCCUGCUUUGCUUCACGAAGCUGGGUGCCUCGUUCUACCAUUGCAAGUCGUGCCUGGUGAACUACCACCCGAUGUGCGCGCUGCUGCCGCCCACGGCGAGCGGCGCUUCGUUCCACCCUGACCAUGAGCUGGCGCUCGUCCCGCAUCUCCCCGGCGUCUGCGAGGCGUGCAAGGAGGACAUCAAGAUAUGGCGUUACCGAUGCGCGUCGUGCCGAGUCGACCUCCACCCACAGUGCGCCGGUGUUUCCAUAGAAGUCGGCGCAGGGAGCCUUCAGAUCCAAGACCAGGAGAAGGACACUGGCAGCAGCUCUGGCCGCCAGUUGCAGCGCCAGUGGACCAAACGGGGCCGUGUCGCGGGCAAGUUUGUGCUGAGAGUUGGGCUCAACGCAGCAGGUGCCAACGUCGGAGUACCGCUGGGGAACCUUCUCAUCAAGUAG